CUCACAAAGUGACAUUAGCUGAUGAAGAUGAUCUCAUCGAAUAACAUGUUCGAAGCCCAUAUUUACCACACUUUAUUUUCGGAGUUAUUCCAAAAACACCAUUCAUUUUCUCCAUAGGCUUUGUCGAACGAACCAUGUCGGAUUAUAGUGCAUACAAAAAUACGCCAUUACUAUUUCUGUCUGUGCAGGUGUCUCGUCGCAGGUGCCUGUCCCGUGCAGACCUCCAACACUGGGUUUUCACCGGACUCCGUCUUCUUUUCUUGUUCUCCUCAAGUAGGCUUGCCUAAAUUAUUUGAUUUAAUAUUUUUUUUGCUUUCUAAAACAUUAACCAUGUUUUUUAACAGACGUGUCAAAACUUUGGGUUGUUGUUUGCUUAUUAAGAGAAGCCAGCUGGUUGAAAACGAUGCGUGAGGCAUCAAAUUAUGCCUUUUGAAUAGGCACAAUUGGAGAGGAGGGUAGGUCUAUGGUUUUUCGUCACCGUUGGUUACCAUGAGUGACGGAGAAAAUAUGUCUGUGAUGGAAAACAUACGGAAAGAAAGAGGACAGUUUAUAUCGAUUCGCUGUCUUAACCAGGAUAAACUACAACUGUACAAGCUGAGUGUUGUUGUUAUUCAUCAGCUAAACGCAUUGUCGUGUAUGGAGUAUGGCAGGUGUUCACAUAUGACAGAAAAUUAUAGUGACUAAGUUAGUUGAUCUUUCUCUUGUGAAAUAAAACGGGGGCUAGUCGGGAACUUCUGAUUGUCAGAAUUCCCAUCCCUCUUCAACACCAUGGACGUCGCCGACUACAGAAGCGAGUUAAGGACGUCAGCCAGAGAAGUCUUCCUAGGCGCGGACAUAUUCACGGCUGUCGGGGACAGGAAUAAGGAUGAUGUUGAAUAUAGAUUUGUGGAUGUCAUGCUGUUUGGUGGGGCCCCUUGGGGGUUCACUCUGAGAGGGGGCCUGGAGCACCGAGAACCACUGCUCAUAACCAAGGUGGAGGAGGGCAGCAGGGCGGCGACGGUCAGCCUGCAGGUGGGAGAUGAGAUCGUCAACAUCAACACAGUUCCCAUCAGUGGAUCCAGGCAGGAGGCCGUCUGUCUGGUCAAGAGCUCCCACAAGACCCUCGCCCUGGUCGUCAGAAGGAGGAAUGAACCAGUCUCCCGGCCCCAUUCAUGGCACUCCUCCAAGUUCACAGAAGACCACCCCGAACCCACAGAGAGUCACAAAGAGCCUCCACCUGCACCCCCACCUCCACCUGUGUGGCAGGUCAAACAUGAAGUCAGUGCAUCCACAAAAGAUCUUUCCAGCUGCGGGGACCACGACUCGAAUCUACGCCAGUUAUCCAGCCAGUUCAGCUCCGUGGGGAAUAUGGAGAGAGUAGAGCGCCCCUCACACCCCUUCCCACCAGGAUGCCUCUCCCCCAGCAGGUACCACCGCAGUGCUGAGCCUCUCUCUGGCGGUGGAGGGUCUGGUGGGAAGAGAGAAUCGGCCUUCAGUUGCCUCUCCACUACCAGCCCUCCCCCGGAGCCUGCUCUGGCCCUCGCCAACACUGACGCUGCUGCGACUGAGGACAGCAUGUUCUAUAAGGGGGUCCAGACUCAGACCAGUGAGGAUGGAAGGCCGGGUGAGCAGCGCCACAGCCGGUACCUCCAGCUGCCCCAGGGGGACGGAGGCUUGGAGAGCCCCAGGACAGUCCCAGAGGAGCAGCCUGGCUCCCGCUACUCCAGCUCAGGCUCUGGCAGAUCGCACAUAGGCCCUGUGUGGCAUGUCCCAGAGAGGAGGAGGGUAGCAGCGCCCCCCUCUCCUCCUCCUCCUCCCCUACGCAGUGACAGCUUUGCUGUCACCAAGGUGUACCCUGCCUACACAGAGGGGCCUGGAGCUCCACCACACGGGCAGAUGAAGAACCAGGAACGAGGGGUGGACAGGCUGGCUGAGGCCCCAGAGAACAGCAGCUACAGAGGCCGGGGCAACCAUAUCUCUCACGAUGAGAACGGGGUAGACCCCAGGUGCAGUUACAACCCUCCACCUCGCAAGAAAGACUUCCUCCACCCAAAUAUAGCAGCAGGAGCACCUGACUACAACCACAACCAGCUCAGCAACCCAAACAAACUGUUCUCGGUGUCUAGCCAGGACGUGAGACAGAGUCAGUCUCCCUUUGCUUGCCUGCCCAAUCACCAGCGGCAGUACAGCGACGAAAGCACUUUCUACCUGCAGACCAAGUCCGCCCCACAUCCACCGAAGCCGCAGAGCGUCGGGAGCUACUACCACAGCCUCCAGGAGCUCCCUACCAACAGCAGUAACAGGAACCACGUGAGGUCCUCCACCACGUCCCUGUCCACCUCGACCAUCGACCAGAACUAUGACGGCGGAGGACACAUCCGGUACUACUGCAUCACAACCAAGCAGCCAGCCCAGCCAGAGACUCGUGUUAGACAGAGCAAAUCAGAGGUCUGGAGGGCUGACAUGGAGCUAGCUAAGGGCUCCAAUGACAGGGGCUCCACAAGUUCCUCCCACAAGACCAACAAGGUCAAGUAUCCUCCUAAUCCUCAGCAGCCUUACACCAACAGCAAGGAGCGGAACGGAAAUUUCCAACCGGCCAAUGUUCUGCUUUACGGGCACACAGCCUCUAAUUCCUUAUCCUCAUCUGGUAAACCUACCACUGAGGAGAAGGAGAGGAGGAGUGAGGGCCAGAGACCUUCUACAGAGGCCCAGCUUAGAAGUUCUUACUCUCCCAGUCCGCCCAAGGACCACAAGGCGGCACCACUGAGAGAAGACCCUUGGGUCUCUCAGGAGAACCACAAGAUCUCUUCUCAAAAGACACCCAUGCUCCACAGUCUGGCUCAGGAGAGUAGAAGCCCCAUGCUUCAUUCUCUAGCACAGGAGAGUAAGAGCCUGGUGGAGAACAAUCACCCUGUUACGGCACCACAACCACCACCACAACCACCACCACAACCACCACCAUCCAACGGCGGGGGAGAAGCCAACCACGCCAUACAGGAGGCUUUAACGGACAACACGGCAACGGGCAAACUGGCGAGACGCAGCGACCGAUAUGCCACCACCCUCCGCAACGAGAUCCAGCUAAAGAGGGCCCAGCUGCAGAAAAGCCGGAGUGCUGCCACCCUGACCUGCCCCAGCGAGACGGAGGAGCCAGAGGAAGAGGAGACAGACCCGGGGGGGUGGAAGUCCACCUCCUCCGAUGGCUCCUUUUCCUCCUCCUACAAGGACCACCUCAAAGAGGCGCAGGCUAGGGUCCUCCAGGCCACAUCUUUUAGGAGGAGAGACCUAGAACCUCCCGGGUCAGGGUCGGAGGCUCUGUUAACCAAACCCAACUCACACAUAGUCUCCCGCAUUGGCGGCCGCAAGCGUUUCCCUCUGAACAAGAGGGUCCACUCGUUCUCCGAGCCAGACAAGAUCAACAAGCUCGGAGUGGAGGGUGAGGGAGAACAUCCUGUUGGAACAGCACGGUCAUUUGUAGACCGGCGGAAGUUCUUUGAAAUGGCUGCUAAACCUUCCUUCUGCAGACCCAUCUCAACCAUCCACAAGUCAGGCCAGCAGAGCUCCAGCACCACCUCCAGCACUUUGGAGCACGGAGAGGGCAAGGCCAGGGGGAGAGCCCACUCAGGGGAAACUGAGGAGGGCUGGAGGCCGGGCCUGGCCAGUGAGACCUCCAGUGACCACCACCCAGACCCCCUCAGCCCCGCAGGCAGACAGGCCCUACUGGAGCAGCAGAGGCUGGGGACAUUCGCUGAGUACCAGGUCACCUGGGACAUGCAGAGGAAGGCUUCAGACACAAAGCCCCAGGGGAGGUACCACUCUGCUGACAACAUCCUGGACCAGGGAACAGAGGAGACGUCUGUCUGUGUCCACGAGAGGUCCAGAUCGUCUCCCUCACAAGACUUCUACACACAGAAGAUCCCUGUGCCAUGGAGAGACUCUGUUGAAAACCCGUAUCUGGAUCACAGACGGGACCAGCAAGGAGGCAGUUACACCACCAGAGGGCAGAGCGAGAGCAGAGAGCAGCCAGCCCUGCUCGAUCACUUCCCACAGCCUCCACAACCGUCUAUUCCAAGACUGACCGACACAGAGCCACACAGCAGCAGAGACGUGGCCACCCCCCUCCCUCUCCCUCACCCCUCCGACCACAGAUACAAACGUGACUCUGCGGACCCCGCCCACAACCUUCCCGCUCUCCCCCCGUACCCCUCCAACCACACCCACAGCUCUGUGUCUGAGCAACCACUACCACCUCCAAUGCCCGCUCCCAAGCCCCAGAAUACAGGCCUCAUCAUCAUGCCACAUUGGGCUCUCCUAGGCCUGGAAACCUCCUCAACCACAUCCUCCUCCUACGGACUAUCUUCCCAGGAAUUCCUGCCUGGCCCUUGCACCCAUCAGGCUGAACCAUCAUCCAGCAGCAGCUGCUCCCCCCAUGGCACAGAGCUGGAUCCUGCCCCAAACCAAGCCUGCUCCUUGGGCUCCACCCAGCUCCCCUCUCCCUUCCCCGGGAGACCCGCUGGAUUGGACACGGAGGAGGGAGCAGCUGAUUCAACACUAGAGCCGCCACCCUCCCCCUCUUCCCACUCUCCUUUUUUCUCCUACCAGCCUGCCAGUCUGACGGUUCCCUCCUCAGGUGGGACUCGUUCUCCCUCUCCUCAGUUUGCUCCACAGAGGCUGACGGACCAGCCCCCCGUCUCUGUGUCUAUGCAGGAUGAAGCCCAGAGCAGGCCAGAGAACAGGACGAACACUGUGAUGGAGAUGAGCAAUAUAGGGAAGAAGGUCCCUGUGAAGAUCGUCCAUGCUGAGAGCACCACGGAGAGGGAGAGCCGCCAGUACCUGCUGCACAGCGAGAAAAAUAGGGCCCCUGGAGUUUCAGAGGGGCCCGACCUUCCCCCGCCCCUACCGAACAGCCUGCCCUCCCCUGAGCCGCAGCCCUACUCCCUGUUCCGUGCCUACACCCCCUACACACGCCAUGGGCCCCAGAGUCCCCCCAGGGACCCAACCCUCACUGUAGCCCCAGAAGAGGCCCUGUCCCCUGGGCAGUCUCAGACCAACGGACCCUCCGGUACCUCCACCAUGGGUCUCCAGCAGCCUCAGAAGAGUAACUCGGAGGAGGAUGUGAAGAGAGAGGAGCUGGCCAGAGACAUCAUGGACAAGGAUAAGUCCCUGGUGGACAUCUUGGACCAGAGUAAGAUGAAGACCACCAUGGAUCUGAUGGAGGGGAUCUUCCCCCAGGAGGAGCAGAUCUUGGAUGGGGGGCACCAGAGGAGGAAAGUCUCCCCCAAACAGGGAUUGCCGCACAGGGGAAUGGAUGACCGGAGAGAGGAGGAGGGCAUGUCUGCUGCCACAGGGUCCCUGGUGACCAGCUCCUCUUACUACAGUACGUCUGCCCCCAAGGCUGAGCUGCUCAACAAGAUGAAGGACAUGCAGGAGGACGAGCUGGAGGAGCUGGAGCAAGACUCGGAGGACGAACUGGACAUCAACCUGGCCAGCAAGAAGCAAGAGCUGAUUGACAGCCUGGGUAAGAAGCUGCAGGUGCUGCGCGAGGCCAGGGAGAGCCUUCAGGAGGAUGUCCAUGAUAACAACUCUCUGGGGGACGAGGUGGAGGCCAUGGUGCAGAAGGUCUGCAAGCCCAACGAGCUGGACAAGUUUAGGAUGUUCGUGGGAGAUCUGGACAAGGUGGUCAGUUUGCUGCUGUCCCUGUCCGGCCGACUGGCCAGGGUGGAGAACGCUCUCAACAGUCUGGAGGAAGACACCACACCAGAAGAGAAGCGCACCCUGUCAGAGAAGAGGAAGUUGUUGAUCAGACAACAUGAAGACGCCAAAGAGCUCAAGGAGAACCUUGACCGGCGGGAGCGCCUGGUUUACAGCAUCAUGGCUGCUCACCUCAGCCACGAGAGCCUGGCAGACUACCAGCACUUUGUCAAGAUGAAGUCAGCCCUCAUCAUCGAGCAGCGCAAGCUGGAAGACAAGAUCAAACUUGGAGAGGAGCAGCUGAAAUGUCUGCUGGAUAGUUUAUUGUUGGAGCAAAGGCUGCUGUUCUGACGAUGCUUAGUGCAAUCCGAGAUGCUUGGGACGUCCCUAACCUUAACCUUAACCCUUACCCUAACCUUAACCCUUACCCUAACCUUAACCCUUACCCUAACCUUAACCCUUACCCCUUAACCCUUAACCC
Molecule: messenger RNA, 6151 nt
Organism: Salvelinus namaycush (lake trout)
Lineage: Eukaryota; Metazoa; Chordata; Actinopteri; Salmoniformes; Salmonidae
Product: protein Shroom2-like
Exons: 10
Coding region: 769-6021 (1750 amino acids)
Biological process (GO): actin filament organization
Cellular component (GO): apical plasma membrane; adherens junction; cortical actin cytoskeleton
Molecular function (GO): actin filament binding
Source: RefSeq, a predicted model, not a curated record